Penicillium canescens is the source of this 2151-nucleotide messenger RNA. RefSeq names its product RNA-dependent ATPase ROK1 (gene rok1). The record is from RefSeq and is a predicted model, not a curated record. Gene Ontology annotation, biological process: maturation of SSU-rRNA. The transcript has a single exon. The coding region runs from base 1 to 2151 and encodes 716 amino acids. Gene Ontology annotation, molecular function: nucleic acid binding; ATP binding; RNA helicase activity. Gene Ontology annotation, cellular component: 90S preribosome. Lineage: Eukaryota; Fungi; Ascomycota; Eurotiomycetes; Eurotiales; Aspergillaceae.
AUGGAUGCAUUCAAGUUGUUGACUCGGUCAACAAAAUUGAAGCAUGCUGCUUCAAAAGCAGAUUCUUCUCCUCUGCCGUCAACCGGGAAAGCUGCCAACCCACAGCUUUUCCGCACCGCCGACGCCGACAAGCUCGAGGCUGCCAAGAGCGGCAAAAAAAGAAAGAGGAACACUGCUGCUCAGCAGGAUGAAGAUGAAGUGUCCGAGCUGGACUUUUUCAAUUCAAACAAGCGCCCUGCAACCAGCGUGACGGAAACAGCUGCUGUGACCGAAAGCGACGCUGAAAAGGCGUCGGAAGAUGUCGCAUCUGAUGACGACUCCAUGGACGACGUGCAGCGUCGCACGAUCUUGAACUCACACAAAAUCAAGGUAACUGACUUGCGCGACUUGGAUGAGAUCCAGCCCCAGCCGGCAUCCACCAAGGAAUCCAAGAAGAAAAAGAAGUCCAAAAAGGAAGAAGCUCCGGCUCUUAGUAAGAAAGAGCAGAAGCGCGCCAGACGCAUUUUCCCCGAGCCUUUGCUUUCUUUCAAGGAGCUUCGGUCCAAAUAUAAGAUCUCCUCGCGUCUCGCAGAGAACGUUGCGGAUCAAGGGUUUACCGUGCCUACAGAGGUUCAACUUGGUACUCUUCCUUUGCUUCUUGGGGAGGCUUCUGAGCCGGAUCUUCUGAUUGUGGCUCCUACUGGCAGUGGUAAGACACUGUCAUUUUUGAUUCCUGUGAUCAACAAAAUUGUGCGACACCACCACUCAAGCCCCGAAGAGCACGGAAUUCUGUCAGUGGUUGUGGCACCUACCAAGGAACUUGCAAGCCAGAUCGUCAACGAGGGCCGGAAGCUGGUCGCUGGAACCGGCGUGAAGAUCACGCUGAUGAGAAAGGGAAUGCGCGUCAGCGACGAAGGCAAUGCGGAUGUCCUCGAAGAGAGUGAUGCGUCAUCUGGAUCCGACGAAGAAGAUGCCGACAACAAGCCAACAAAAGACCGAGCCAAUAUCCCACUGACCAAAAGUGAUAUCCUUGUUACCACGCCCUUGAUGCUGGUUAAUGCCCUCUCGGCGAAUCGGACAAAGACUAUGGCAACCCUACCUCUAGUGCGUAGCCUCGUUAUGGACGAAGCGGAUGUUCUCUUGGACCCCUUGUUCCGGGAACAGACAUUGGAUAUCUGGAAAUCAUGCACGCACCCGGAAAUGCGAGUCGGACUUUGGUCAGCUACGAUGGGAUCCAACAUUGAAGAUCUCACCAAGUCGACAAUCAAAGAGCGUCAAGAAGACCUCGGACUUAAGCCAAGCGAAUCGCAUGCGCUACUCCGUUUGGUCGUGGGGUUGAAGGACUCUGCCAUCCCCAACAUUGAACACAAACUCAUAUACGCGGCAACAGAGCAGGGUAAACUGCUCGGACUCCGCCAACUCCUUCGCCCCACAGCUGCCUCAGCAUCAGACAUCCGCCUCCGACCCCCCUUCCUCAUUUUCACCCAGACCAUCCCCCGUGCCAUCGCCCUGCACUCCGAACUCAAAUAUGACAUCCCCGCCGAAGCAGGAGGAUCAUCAAGAAUCGCAGUCCUCCACUCCGACCUAUCCGACGGCCAACGAUCCGAAAUCAUGCGCGACUUCCGCAAAGGCGAGAUCUGGAUCCUAGUGACAACAGAUCUACUCGCGCGCGGCGUCGACUUCCGCGGCAUAAACGGCGUAGUAAACUACGACAUCCCGAACUCAGCAGCGGUCUACGUCCACCGCGUUGGACGAACAGGACGAGCAGGACGCGAGGGCGGCAUCGCCGUGACAUACUACACAAAAGAAGACAUCCCCUACGUGAAGAGCAUUGCGAACAUAAUCGAUGUAAGCGAAAAGCUCCGUGGCGGCGAGGGCGACAAAUCCAUCCAGAAAUGGCUCCUCGACGCCCUGCCCAACCUGAGCAAGAACAGCAAGAAGGACCUCAAGAAGCAUGGCGUCAAGGCGCGCCAGGCUCCCCGAUUGUCGGAUAAGGAGAAGGAGGGUGGAAAGAGUGCGCGUGGCAUGAGGAUUAGUACGAAGAGUGGAUUUGAGCGGCGCAUGGAGAAUCGCAAGAAGGGUGCUAUUGCUGCUAGUCGGCAGCGGAAGGCUGCUGCUGGUGAUGGUGGCAAUGUGAGUGAUGCUGGUAGUUGGGCCGGGUUGGAUGAUUAG